Molecule: messenger RNA, 2110 nt
Organism: Linum trigynum
Lineage: Eukaryota; Viridiplantae; Streptophyta; Magnoliopsida; Malpighiales; Linaceae
Source: the annotation of a GenBank genome assembly
AGUCUACUUGGGUUAGAUGAAUGUCAUUUACUAAAAAAAAAUUUCAAUUUCUUUUAAAUUGGAUGUUGACCGCCAUAUAUCUCUUUUCAUUCAAUAUCUUAUUGUCAAAUUACUAACAAAAUUGCUAACAAAAAAUUAAUUUUAGAGUAAUAAUACUAACAAAACACCAUUACGGCCCACAUAAUACACGUCCAUAUGCCAGCCCAUCUCCACCCGCAACAAGCCGCGACAUUCCCACCUAGUAAUCAUGAAAUUUGAAAGUUUGAAAAAUCACUUAUCACUAUACCGUAAUAUACUAAUAUAUUGUGAGGCAAACCUGUUGGGUAUAUGGCUCGGGUCUAGUCGCGCCAGGGAAGCAUCCCGGCACCGCCCCAGAAGGGUCAGGCAUUCCAAUACUACCACAACCAAGGCGCCCGCAAGAGGAUCACGCUCGCGCGGACGAAAACCCCAUACUUCGAACAACGACGUUUCAAUUAGGCCAUGACCAGACCAAGAAACCAGAAAAACAACGCCGUGUUUACCGAAGAGUAGUCACAUCAUUGUCCUAGGUAUAAUCAUAGUCAAAUCUUCUAGUCCUAGGUAGAGGCAUGGCCUAAAAUUCUGACAUGUCAGUAAUCAUGUCAUAUUGGAUAACUCACCCACCACCAUGUAGCCUAUAAAUAUGGCAUUUACUCCGGUGGGUGAGGGGAUCCCAUUUUUCACUCUCUCACUCUAUCUACUAAGAACUUUAUCUCUCUAAGAAUUCUCUCUGCCCAAUCUCCCCUGCUAAUUACUCUAAGAAUCUCUUCUGCCCUAACUUCCCCGUUGCUUACUCUACUCACCCACCUUUCAUCCGAGUCUCCCUCCUACUCUCAGUUAGACUUAAACAAUUGGCGCCCACCGUGGGGCCGAGUAGAAAAAGCAGUUGAAAAUCAACCGAUGGCAGAACACAACCCCAACUCACCUGACGAGGCGACGCCAAUCAAGCCAAUCAAGGCAAUCAAGGAAACCAGCAACCUAAACGAGGUACUCAUUGAAGAAGAAUAGCCCGAGCUAACAGCCAAAGAAAUGAGGCAGCAAAUGGCGAAGCAAAACGAAGUCAUAGCCGAUAUGCAAAGAAAAAUGAACCAAGUCAUUGCGCUCAUGAUGAGCAAAGAGGCCGCGCCAGCAGCACACGUGGAACCAAUCGCGCCACGACAGGUGGCAGGUGAAGCGCCAGUGCCCGUCCCAGCACCAGAACUUGUCACGCUGCCACCAGCUGACGCACCACCCGCACGAGAAGUGCAACAAGCGGAGCCACGGGACAGGGAAAACCUGGGCUUCUUGGAGCAACAUCUAUCUCCGCAGUACCGCCCUCACCCACCCAGAAGAAUCCUCCAUCAACCGUUGAGCAAGGAAAUCAUGGCGGAACACCUAAGCGGAAUGCCACCCGCCCUCCCAACAUAUAACGAGACUAGUGACCCGGAGGACCAUGUUAGCACAUUCUGCCUCAGGAUGCAACUCCAGACAAAUUCCAAUGUGGCGCUAUGCAUAACCUUUCCAUCAACAUUCUCCGGCAUAUGCCUCGAUUGGUACAACAGACUUCCUAACGGGAUCAUCUGCUCAUUCGAAGAGUUCAUACUCUUAUUCACCAUUAAGUUCACGUAGCAAAAAAGAAGGCCACUCCACCUCAAGGCCUUGACCGACAUCCGACAAAAAGAUGGGGAAAGCUUACGAGCAUUCUACGCCAGGUGGUCCAGGAUGGCGAUGGCUGUGCGGGACCUUACCCCCUAAACCGCCGCUCAUCACCUCAUGGACGCCACCACCAACAUGGAACUCAAGCGGGCGCUAGCAAAAAGACCAGUCACACUUUCGACGGAACUAGAGGUCAAAAUCGAGAAAGCCAUCACACUGGAGGAAACCUUGGGCGCAGGUUCUAUCACGCGCUUCGAACCCUCAAAGCCGCCUAGAGAAGAUCAGGGGCGGAAGCAACUCCCAUUUUCGCGGGAGCAGUUGGUACAGUCACAUAGCGGGCCCAAGCCCGCCCCACCAGAACACACUGCGCGCAGGCGUUCACCAGACAGACGCCCACAAAAUGUCAUGCCCGCCUACACACCACUCAACGACUCCGUAAAAAAUUUGUUUCAUGUGC